AAUUGAAACACCAAUUCCUAGUAAUUUUUCCUUCUUCUUUUCUUAUAGAUCUCAGAAUAUAAAUUCAUAAAAAAUCUCAUAUCCCUUUUUUUCCCCCUUUUGGUUUAAAAAAAAUGGCUUCAAUUUCUUCAAGUCCUAGAAGUGUAGAAGAGAUCUAUAAAGAUUAUAGUUCUCGUCGUGCUGGAAUAGUUCGUGCUUUAACUUAUGAUGUGGAUGAAUUUUAUAAUCUUUGUGAUCCAGAGAAGGAAAAUUUGUGUCUGUAUGGACAUCCAAAUGAAACUUGGGAAGUGAACCUUCCUGCGGAGGAAGUUCCACCUGAGCUGCCAGAGCCAGCACUUGGGAUAAAUUUUGCGAGGGAUGGAAUGAAUCGUAGAGAUUGGCUUUCCCUUGUUGCUGUUCACAGUGAUUGUUGGUUGCUUUCUGUGUCUUUCUACUUUGGAUCUCGUCUUAACCGAAAUGAAAGGAAGCGUCUAUUCAGCUUAAUCAAUGAUGUGCCCACUGUCUUUGAAGUUAUGACAGAAAGAAAGCCAAUUAAAGAUAAGCCCAGUGCAGAUAGUGGGAGCAGAUCACGUGGUAGUAGCAUAAAGAGAUCUAGUGAUGGUCAGGCCAAAGCACCCCAAAGCACCCCAAAGGUGGCAGAUGAAAGUUACGAGGAGGAUGAAGAAGAACACGGGGAAACACUCUGUGGAAGCUGUGGUGGGAAUUACAGUGCUGAUGAAUUUUGGAUUGGUUGCGACAUUUGUGAGAAGUGGUACCAUGGCAAAUGUGUUAAGAUAACACCUGCUAAAGCUGAGAGUAUAAAGCAAUACAAAUGCCCAUCUUGUACCUUGAAGCGGCCCAGACAGUAGGGGGAGAGCGAGCGGGGUCAUAAAUCUUUUUCUGGCAUUAACAGAGUAGUACAGCAAUAUUACCCUUGUAAUGGACAUGCUAGCUAUUGUAAUUUUUCUUUACCUAUAUAUGCUCAAAAAGGGGAUGAAGUUUCUCUUCUUUCCUUAAUCCAUCUCCAGAUAUUUAACACAAUCCCAAUAUAUAGAAGGUCUGUUGAUUUACUCUA
Messenger RNA from Lycium ferocissimum, 1054 nucleotides. Its product is annotated as PHD finger protein ALFIN-LIKE 1-like. Gene Ontology annotation, molecular function: transcription cis-regulatory region binding; histone binding; transcription coregulator activity. The transcript is spliced from 6 exons. The coding region runs from base 114 to 848 and encodes 244 amino acids. Gene Ontology annotation, cellular component: nucleus. The record is from RefSeq and is a predicted model, not a curated record. Gene Ontology annotation, biological process: regulation of DNA-templated transcription. Lineage: Eukaryota; Viridiplantae; Streptophyta; Magnoliopsida; Solanales; Solanaceae.